GGCAGGCCGACGCGCGCAGUUGCUCCGAGGAAGCGGUCGGUGGUGGUUGCCUCUCUCUCUCUCUCUUUCCUUUCUGUCUUUCUCCUCUCCUCCCUUUUCUUUCUCUCGCUCCCUCUCUUCGAGGUUAGACCGACCGAUAGUCGAGCGCCGUUCGCGUGACUUGAAGGACACGCGUCAGUCGAGUCUAUCGGGGAAACACACGCGCUCCGUUAUCGAGAUCAUCAUGACAGAAGGGACUCGCAAGGAGGUCCGCGUCUGGUGCGACGGGUGCUACGACAUGGUGCAUUUCGGACACGCGAACUCCCUGAGACAAGCCAAAGCUUUGGGAGAUUAUUUGGUGGUGGGUGUCCACAACGAUGAGGAGAUCGCCAAGCACAAGGGACCUCCGGUCUUCACCGAGCAAGAAAGGUACAAGAUGGUCCGUGGUAUCAAGUGGGUGGACGAAGUGGUCGAAGCUGCGCCUUAUGUGACCACAUUAGAAACGCUGGACAAGUACAACUGUGAUUUCUGUGUACACGGCGACGAUAUCACAACCACAGCGGAUGGCGUGGAUACGUACCACUUAGUCAAGGCAGCCGGCCGUUACAGAGAAGUCCAACGUACAGCCGGCGUCUCGACGACCGAUCUCGUGGGCCGCAUGCUUCUGAUGACGCGGCAACACUUCCGACAGGGCGACAGUGAGUACAGCGUCGACAGAGAGCCCAGCAAGCGCAUGGGCCAAGAUCGAACCGCGCGCAACCCGUGGACCGGUUGCUCGCAGUUCUUGCCGACUACGCAGAAAAUAAUACAGUUUAGCGACGGCAAGGCGCCACAGCCGGGCGACAAGAUCGUCUACGUGGCGGGGGCGUUUGAUCUCUUCCACGUGGGCCACUUGGACUUCCUGGAGGUCGCCAAGAAGGAAGGCGACUACCUUAUAGUCGGCCUGCACACGGAUCCCGCCGUUAACCGAUACAAGUGUGGCAAUCAUCCCAUCAUGAAUCUGCACGAGCGGGUUCUCAGUGUGUUAGCGUGUAAGUACGUAAAUGAAGUUGUAAUCGGCGCACCAUACGAAGUGACGAGAGAUCUGAUGGAGCAUUUCAAUGUCUCCAUUGUGUGUCACGGACAAACGCCUAUAAUGCCCUGCGAGGAUGGCUCGGAUCCGUACGCGGAGCCUAAGCGGCAGAAUAAGUUUAAGUUGUUAGAUAGCGGUAACGACAUGACGACCGAAAAAAUUGUCGAAAGGAUCAUUCUGCACAGGUUGGAAUACGAGGAUAGAAAUAUAAGGAAGGAGAAAAAAGAGCUUGCCGCUUACGAAGCCUUCACGAAGUCUAAGAAAAAUAACAGGACUGAAUAAAACUAUUCGUUUCGCUUCUUCUGUUCGUGACUGUCGCAGCGUGUGUGUGUGCGUGUGCAUGUGUAUGCGUAUGUGAGUGUAUGCGCGCAUGCGUGUCGAGUGUGUGGUUAGGUGUACGAGACCCAUCAGGUUUUAUAGAGUCAAUACAUGUAAAUAUGGUAUUACACUGACACUUAACUUAUUGUUUCGAAAUGCCUUACGUAGUUGAAGUCAAAUAUUGCGUCGACUAGCGGCGUGGCUAUCAGUGUUGAGUUCAAUUCGUUGCGACGCAAUGAAAAGGGGUGCACAACGACGACGAUUGACGACGACAGUCAGAGACGACACUCUGUAUGCAAGGUGUCUCAGAACUAACGCCAUUCCUUCCACCCGCGAACUUGUGUACUGAUUUCCAACUCGAUUUUUUUUUAAUAAACACGUAAAUCUUUAUUCUAAGGAUCGCUAUUAGCGUACAACGCCUUUCUAUCGAUUUCUAAUAAAUUUCAACAGGGCUGCCACAGACCCGGUGAACCGAGAAAACCGGGGAAAGUCGUGGAAAAUGUCAGGAAAACCUGAAGAAAUCAGGGAAAAAUAUAAAAAAAAAACUUAAAAUUUUGAAUUGUAUUUACAAUUCUCCGUUGGCUUGAAUUCGCAUUUAGAAUUGUAUUAUGUUACUAAACUUUUAAGUUUGCGUCGCUCUUAAAUAUUAAAAUUUAAGAUUACAUAUUACUCAUGGAAAAUUCUCCACUGUCGUCUGGUAAACAUGUGGAAGUCACAUGGAAUGUCAAAAUUUAUUUUCUGUGGCAAUCUUGUUCAACUAGAAUUUUGACAGAGGACCCGUGGUCAGGUCUUCGUUGAACGUUGAACAUUCAUUUUCUCCGAUCGCAAGUUUCCUUCUCUCUCGUCUCAGACGAUAGUCCUAGGACAUUCUAUAUGCAUUUCUCGACAUAUUUCUUAAGGAUAACGUCAAGACGAAAGAUGCAUUGCACUUCUUUCGCAGAGCCUUUGGAUGUAGAUAUGCUUAGUAAUUGUCGUUUCUUCACACGAUGUGAACAUUGUGAUGUCGUUGCUUAAAACGCAGAUACGCGCCGGAAGUAAUCGUAAUUAUAAAUAAUCGCACGAGACGCACCGUGGGAGGCGAAAUUGAAUGUCCUUGAAAUCGAGUCGCGAAUAUUCCGACCACAAAUUUCACGCUUGUAAGUUAUUUUCAUUUAUCAUGCGUUAAUCUUCUUAUCACUUCGCUCUCUGUCGUUAUAUUUUCUCUCUCUCUUUCUCUCGCACGCUUUCUACGUGUAUACGCAGAGUAUUUGUUAUCUCAUUCGGCUAGUAACAUAAGCGAACGCGAGUAUAGUUUGAGUUAUAUUCGAGUAUAAUUGCGUUAGAUCCUCAGAGACUGAUCGUUUCUGUCGUGCAAUAUUAAUCGUACGCUUUUCACGCAGUUAGAGAAUAUUUUACAUCCUGAUAUGAGAUGCAUCCUGAAUUAGUUGAAAGUAUCUGUACCCGCGAACGGAACUGUAUCUGAAUAUUACACACGAUUCUCCAUUGUAGAAUUAACUCGGAGAUGUAGCUGAGAUAUACUCGAUUCGGUCUAACUAAUUGGAAGUUCCUGAGCGCUUGCGUAUGCUCAUCGGGUGUCUCUCGGCGAUGCAUUUUGAUCGUUACUUGACGACUGCGGUAUUUAUGGCCAAAAUUCCUCCCUUAGACCGAAAGGUCUUAGACCAGUUAGAACAUAGUCGGUGAACGUUACGACGGAUACGCUUUGUCGAGGAAAUUACAACGUGUAAUUUAAGUGUUAGAUUUUUUAACGCGAAACUAAGAUAUAUCGUACGCCCACCACAACAAAAGGAAAUGUCAACGGAGCCAAAGAUUCGCUAGAUUUAAGGCGCGCAUCAGGUAUAAUGAGCUCAAGUUAUCGCGUGUCUUCGAAUUUUAGCUUAGUCUGCUUCCGGAGAAUGAGAAAAUCGCACGAUCUUUCAUUCCGAUCGUGAGAUAGCACAAUGUUCAGAAUCAUGACAUAAGACAUCUCUAAGACAGCUUUACGUUUUAGCCUUUGUCUACAACCUUGCUUUAAAACGUAAACAGUAAGCAAAUUAAUCAAUCACAGUCGUUUAUUAGAAGAAUAAUCAACAUGGUUGGUCAAUUUGCUUACGACUUACGUCUUAAAGGCUGUGGACAAAAGAUAUAAGGGCUUCAGGAAAAUCUGUAAGAUUACGAAAUUAUUAAGAGAUAAGUAAGAUGUCUUAAAGAUAUCUUAAAGACAUCUUACGCUCCGAUUUUGGGUAUUGUGCUGUCUGGGAUACGUCAAAAUAUAAGACAGAGUUCCUAAACAGCACAAAAUUCCGAAAGACGUCCAAGAGACAUCCUAAAUUCGUUGCACAUCUUUUGGCCGUUUUUUCGACGUCUUUCGAAUACUGUGCUGUCUGGGUUACAAAAGAUCCAAGAGAUGAUUCGAGCUGUUCACUUCGGCCAAAAUAUGAUGCGAUUAAUAAACGCUAGUUCUGCGACGUUAAAUAUUAAGAAAUCGCAACGGACGAUGACCGUCCGUUAAAUUUCCGCCGCGGGAAAAUUGCGGAACGGUGUAGUUCGACGAAUUAUCGUGGCUGGAUGAUCAUUUGUCGAGCCUGGGACGCCAUCGUGUGUAACGGACAAAAGCAAGUUCCUCCGUACGUGACACGACGACAAAUGAACUAGAUUACGCAGGAAAGAGGUUGUACAGUUUGUGAUUUUCUACGGGAGAAUCAACGCUGAAACGAAUUGUAACGCGCAGAGAAAAAUUCUGUUUUAUCUUUUAUUUUAUAAUAAAUAAUCAUUGUACACGUUCGUUC
Dinoponera quadriceps is the source of this 4134-nucleotide messenger RNA. It is a transcript of the gene Pect, whose product is annotated as ethanolamine-phosphate cytidylyltransferase. Lineage: Eukaryota; Metazoa; Arthropoda; Insecta; Hymenoptera; Formicidae. Gene Ontology annotation, cellular component: cytoplasm. The coding region runs from base 224 to 1333 and encodes 369 amino acids. Gene Ontology annotation, biological process: phosphatidylethanolamine biosynthetic process. The transcript has 6 exons. Gene Ontology annotation, molecular function: ethanolamine-phosphate cytidylyltransferase activity. The record is from RefSeq and is a predicted model, not a curated record.